AGAACCAACAGUUUCAAUGCUAUCUAUGCACGAGUCCUCUCAAGACCAUAUUUUGUCCAAAUGUGUUCAUGCGUCCUAACAUUGACCCAAAAAUAAUCUAACUAAUAAUCUAUCGACAGUCAAACUGAUCGAUCUCAUAAAAAUAGAUAGGAACUUUAAUUUUGGGAAAAGUGUUCCGUCGGUGCAACCUGUAUGGACUUCUGACAUUAGCGGCAGCCGUAUCUCGGCUAGGCUAGGAUACAAGUAAAGUUUUCUCCGAAAAAUAGAUCCUUAGUCUCGAUCUCUUGAGAUCGAGACUGAAAUAAUUUUGACGGUGCGAGAGCAAGAAUCGGAUUAACACAUGUCGUAAACGGGAUUGCCAACAUAUUUAUAUGAAAUGUAUUGAGCUCCGUGUGUGUUACUGACUACUGAAGUGUAGCUAGCUACAUGUUAAUGAUGCUCGCUGUUUCUACGUGUAACAUUAUUCAGAACCAAGCAUGCUGCAGACUGUUUACUAUCUGACAUAUUUAGCAUAAUGUUAACUUAGGCAGGGUUAACAACCCUCAAAACAGUGUAGACGUCAAAUCUUUGUGAUCGCCAAUGAUUACAAGGGUAUGGAGAAAUACACGAAAUGUAUUUAGUUGGCUAACAUUAGCCAAAGUUUUAAAACAGUAUUAGUGUUUCUGCUGUUACGCAGAGUUGUUAUUUUAUUAACUCCUGCAUUCUUUAGUUUCAUAUUGCUUUUUAAAAUGAUGUAUUCAUCAAGAAGAAAACCGGUCCUAUAUUUCCAAGAAGACAGGAGGUUUCUACCAGGGAAGUGGACAGUCUAUAAGCUCUUUGGUCUGUGCAUGGUUCUUGUGCUGGUAUCUCUCUUCUGGCUCCAGCUCAGCUGCACUGGAGACAUGAAUCGCGUAGUAAUGGAAGACAGGCAUCUCCCUCACCAGCCAUGCCCCACAGAGAGACGGGCAGCUGCAGAUAAUCCCACAUGGGGUCCUCACAAACUAGCCCUCAUCAUACCCUUUCGAGAGCGCUUUGAGGAGCUAAUGGUUUUUGUCCCUUUAAUGCACUCCUUUCUUAACAAGAAGAGCAUACUUCAUAAGAUCUUAGUUAUCAACCAAGUGGAUCACUAUCGGUUCAACAGAGCAUCCCUCAUCAACGUUGGUUACAUAGAGAGUGGCAAUGACACGGAUUACAUUGCCAUGCACGAUGUGGACCUGCUGCCCUUGAACGAAGCUCUUGACUAUGGCUUCCCUGAAGAAGGGCCUUUCCAUGUAGCCUCCCCAGAGCUCCAUCCUCUCUACCACUACAAGACAUAUGUUGGAGGAAUUCUGCUUCUUACCAAGCAGCAUUACCACAUGUGUAAUGGUAUGUCCAACCGGUUUUGGGGGUGGGGAAGAGAAGAUGACGAGUUCUAUAGGAGACUAAGAAAAGCUGGUCUACAGCUUUUCAGGCCUAGUGGAAUAACUACAGGAUAUAAAACCUUCCAGCACAUCCACGACCCUGCCUGGAGAAAGAGAGACCAAAAAAGAGUAGCAUCACAGAAGCAGGAGCAGUUCAAGGUGGAUUAUGAAGGAGGCUUGACAAACCUGCAGUACAAGAUUGAGUCUAAACAGGAGCUAAGCAUCAGUGGAGCCCCAUGUACUGUUCUCAACACCAAGCUGGCAUGUGAUCAGGACAAGACCCCGUGGUGUCUGCCUGGCUAGAUGGCCUUCCUCUCUGGGUUGAGCAUGUCCAUGGAUCACCUCACUGCUGCUUGAGAAUAACCUGAAUCCCUUCUCGUAGUCUGAGGUAGCAGCCCACCGUUCCCAAUGACUUAUACAAACUAAUACAAGGGGAAUGCAAAGACUUGGACCUGCACAUGGUGGACAUUUCACAGACUUAGCUUUUCCCUGCAUACAAUACAAUUACAUAACUGCAGCUUCUCCUUCUCUUUCUGACCAGCCCCCCCCCCCUCUCCCCAAUGACAUGGGGGGUGUUUCAUGGCCGAGAGAAAUUAGCCCGAACUCUGUGAGAAUGUAUUUUGAUGAACAAUAAUAAUUAGAACAGUGCUGCUGUUGUUAUAUAUUCCUCAUAGACGCUACAGUCUACUACCCUGCCUUACUUGAAAGUUAUUUGGUUUUGGCAUACUUUUUGUAUGUGUAUUUAUUCACAGAUCUUUGAGAACCAUGUUUUCAUUUUUUUUAAUCCUGUUGUGUCAGUAGGUAAAACGUCCUUUUGUUUGUCUGUUUUGGCCUCUUUUGGCCAAGCAUAUAAAGCUUUUUGAUUGGACAAUAUAGUCCAUCAUUUUAUUUGAGAUGCAUAAAUCAUUUGUACAAUAUUGAGUAUUUAUAUAAGACUAUGCUUUUUGUCAAAUGUGAGGAUGUCUUUUCUCAUUGUUAUAAUUUGCAAUGCAAAUAAAAUAAAUUUAGCAUGAUUAGCAUAGGAAAUUUGUACUAAAGCUUUUCAAAAUGCAGCAGCUGUUUUGUUUCUAUUUUCAAGUGUUUCUUGAGCCAUAAUGAUCAUGGGGACAAUGUCAGUAGAUAAAGUAUUUACUGAAUGUGCUUUCAAACUCAAUCUUUAUUUUAUGUAGAGGGGUGUUAAAGAGGUAUUUCAGAAAGUUGUUUGUUUUUCACUAAUUAAACAUCGGUUAAAGAUG
Molecule: messenger RNA, 2614 nt
Organism: Hypomesus transpacificus
Lineage: Eukaryota; Metazoa; Chordata; Actinopteri; Osmeriformes; Osmeridae
Gene: b4galt7
Product: xylosylprotein beta 1,4-galactosyltransferase, polypeptide 7 (galactosyltransferase I)
Exons: 6
Coding region: 729-1682 (317 amino acids)
Biological process (GO): carbohydrate metabolic process; proteoglycan biosynthetic process
Molecular function (GO): xylosylprotein 4-beta-galactosyltransferase activity
Source: RefSeq, a predicted model, not a curated record